AUGUCCAUGCAGUGGCAAGUCAUUGCAAGUGUCGACGAAACAAAACGCAGCAGAGACCUCGUCUCGGGUGGACGCGAGUCGACUCCGUCAGCUCGCCCUAUCGUCUAUAUCUCACGAGAGCAGAGCAUCCAACACAAAUUAAGGAACUCGGUCGUCGCCCUCAGCCUUGUAGGAUCAGCGUCCGAGAAUGUCCCUCUAUACGCAUCUGUCAAAGUGUACUCUCAGCAAAGCGCUCUUUUCAGCAAAGACAAACGCUUCCCGGAGAAACUCAACACGCGUCAAGUAGAGUCUGGAUCGGGAAAACUCUGCGAUGUUGUCGUCAGCAACCUUCUCUGGUGGGAACUUCAGCACCAACAAAGACAGCAGCAAGAGCACACAUCUGGAGCACCACGGGAGUUUCAUGAAGAUUAUGCCAUGCCAAUUGGGAGUGCUCCUAUUAUCGUCCAUGCCAAACUUGCCCUGUAUCAGAUCAACGACAUAGGCAACGCGACCCAACUUACAGUAGUCCCUGCCACCUUCAACAACCACACUCGGCCUCCACCUAAGGGCGCAGCUAUCGCUCAGUCACUAUCAGGAUCAGUUGUAUCACUCAAUGGCUGGAUCUCAUAUAGAUCACCCUAUGGGACCCAAACAUUCCAAAUUAUCGACAUUUCAACCACCAGCGGCGACCUCCCAAGUGUCGGCAUCAUGUCCGAGGCAACAAGCAUUCAGAUUCAACCCUCUACUAUCUCACGGUCUGGCUCAUCAGGAACACUGGUCUCGAAAAGCGAAUGGAUUGGCGGCAUCAAAGGCGUUGUUGGCGGCUAUGACGAUCUGUUGAGCGAGAUCGUCGAUCACCUGUAUGGAUACCUUGAGGAUGCAGUAUCAUCGAUACAUAAAACGGACGUGCCAUCUUGCUUCCAGACACCAAUGAAAGGGAUCAUGAUUUCAGGCCGCCCAGGGACAGGAAAAAGUGUUCUUGCUUCGAGUCUAGCUGAGCAUUCGGGACUACCAUACACUGUCAUCAACUGCCCAGACGUCUUUCAGACGAACGCGGGUGCGAGUGAAGAUUACCUCCGCAGCGCGUUCAGCUCAUUACUGGCGAAGAGCAAGGCCUCUAUUGUACUUCUGGAUGAAGUUGACAUGAUUGCAAGCGCAAGGUCUUCUCGCAAGGGUGUGGAGGCCAAGUUGUUUGCCACACUAUUGCACCUUGUGGACUCGAUCAACAUGCAUCCAUCUGGAAACAAGAUCUUCAUCAUCGCCUUGACCAACCGACUCCACGCUGUUGACAGCUCCUUGGUGCGCUCAGGACGACUAGAUAAAGUCUAUGAUCUUCAUCUGAAAGGUGUUGACCAAAGGCUUGGAGCUUUGAGGAUCCUCUCAAAAGAUCUACCAAUGGAUUCGAGCAAACGGGAAGAAUAUUUGCGCAAAGUCGCCAAAGUCACCCAUGGAUUUGUGCCGACGGAUCUACAGGCGCUAUGUGUCGAUUGUGCUCUCGCUUUGAUCUCACAGAUGGCUGCUGGCCAGCCAACAGCUGUGGUGGACAUGUCAUAUUUUGACCGAGCAUUGAAGACGAUCCGGCCUUCAGGAAUGGGUGAAUUCUUGUCCAAGAUUCCUACAGUGACAUUCGAUGACCUUUACGGAAUACAGGAUGCAAUCGCGGACCUCAAGGUGUCGAUCAUUGAACCCUUCCAUAACCCUGGAAAGUACAUUGAUCUUGGGAUCUCGCCACCCCGAGGAGUGAUUGUACACGGUCCCCCUGGCGUGGGGAAGACUAUGCUCUGCUGUGCCUUGGCAGAAGAACUUGGGAUCAACUUUAUGCUUGUGGAGAGUUCCCAAAUCCGAUCCAAGAUCGUGGGAGAAUCGGAAAAGAACAUUGCAAGGAUGUUUGCGCAAGCCAAGGCAAACGCUCCCUGCAUCCUUUUUAUUGAUCAGAUUGAUGUCCUGGCACCUUCAAGAGGGUCGACCAACACGUCAGAGAACAGUGGUGAUCGCAUCGUGACUGGAUUGCUUACAGAAAUGGAUGGCUUCUUCACUGGUAGCGCUGGAAAGUCUGCUCAGGUGGAUGUCUUGGUUUUGGCAGCCACCAACCGCCCUGAAGUGAUCGAUUCAGCCAUCCUUCGUCCUGGACGUCUCGACCAAAUCGUCCAUAUUCCAGUACCCGAUGAAAAGUCACGACAAGCAAUCCUGGAGGGUUACAUGAACAAGAUGCCAAUACGAAUCACGCCUAACGAGAUCCAAACUCUUACCCGGGCAACAGAGGGAUACUCUGGAGCGGACUUGGAGAAUCUUUGCCGCGAAGCUGCAUUGAUUUGUCUUCGGCAGGAUAUCACAAACACCGAGAUUACUUUGGCGCAUUUGGAGUCGGCCAAGCUUGUGUCGAAGCCUUCUCUGCUGGGGUAUGAAGACCAGCACCUGUUCUCCCGUUGA
This is a messenger RNA of Linnemannia hyalina, 2409 nucleotides long. Lineage: Eukaryota; Fungi; Mortierellomycota; Mortierellomycetes; Mortierellales; Mortierellaceae. The record is from the annotation of a GenBank genome assembly.